Messenger RNA from Harmonia axyridis, 1353 nucleotides. Its product is annotated as major royal jelly protein 1-like. The record is from RefSeq and is a predicted model, not a curated record. Gene Ontology annotation, cellular component: extracellular region. The transcript has 2 exons. Bases 102 to 1289 code for a protein of 395 amino acids. NCBI's taxonomy places the organism in Eukaryota, Metazoa, Arthropoda, Insecta, Coleoptera, Coccinellidae.
UCGAGUAAACAAUUUUUCAGAAUCAAGGCCGAGGUUCAAAUGCUUUCAGUAAUGUGCAUGCGGCAAUCUUAAACAAAAUCGAAUAUUCCGAUAUAAAAUCUAUGCAAACCCUCAGAGUCACGCAUUCCCAUUUUGCAAUCUGCGGAUUCAAAAAAUCUAGAAUGGGAGUCUACAGUAUACUCUUCCUCGCUGCAGGUCUCUUCGUAGGUGCACUCGCCAUUGAUUGCAACAAGAAUCUUUUGCCCGAUCUGAGCUACAAACUAAGCGGUACUGAACUUGCGUUUCCCUGCAAGAGCACUGAGAACAUCUACAAACAGACUGGAAGAUACAUACCCAAGAAUGUAAUCGCCACCAGACUGCAAGUCUACCAGGACAAUGCCAUUGUAGCACUCCCAAGAUACAAGCAUGGUGUGCCAUACACCCUAGCCAAAUUCUCAUUGAAAUCCAAAGGUUGCAAAGCUAUCCUCGAACCCUUCCCUUGCUGGUCCAUCCAAGAAGAAGGUAACUGCGAAGCUCUGCAAAACGUUAUCGAUAUUGUUCUGGAUCCCAACGAUAUCCUAUGGGUUUUGGACUUGGGUAUCUGCAACACUCUGGAACAACCUAUCCGUCGUUGUCCACCAAAGAUUGUCGCCAUCAAUGCUGCCACAGGAAUAGUUGUAAAGGUUGUUGACUUGAGUCCUUUCAUCCUUCCAGAAAGCAGGCCACAAUACAUCUUGGUAGACUACGCUCCUGAUGGCACAGCUUUCGUUUAUGUUUCCGAUGCUGGAACUGGCUCCAUACUCGUCUACAACGUGUCUCUUGCUAAAGUAUUCAGAGUGGUUCUCCCCGCAGCCGCAGUACCUGAAAGCAAAGAUGUCCUCUACAUUGCUCUAGCAAGGAAAUCAUGUGGAAAUGUGAUCUAUCUUACCUACCUCUCAUCUCCCAAACUUUUCUCCAUCAGAACUGAACUGAUCUAUCAAGGACAAGCUAAUGGAUGUGUUGUGGAAGCUGGUGUGAAUCCCCCAGGUACCAAAAUCGUCAUGUUGGGAACUGACAACGGUGCCGCCAUCUUCUUCAGAUACAAGGGUGAAUCUGAUAUCUUCAUCUGGAACUCAGAGACAACCUUCAAACCUGAGAACUUUCUUCUAGUCCAAAAGGGUGGUGAUUGCAGAUUGUCCACCCAAGUUGUACCUGGUUACAAGAGGCUGAUGUGGGCUCUAGAAAGUAACUUCUACGAUUACAUCGCCAACACGGUUGGAUGUCUUGGAGCCUCCAUGUACGUGCAACCCCUCAUCAAGACUUGCGAGUAAAUGGGCGAAUAUUUCGCUGAUAAACUGUGAUCUCUUUUAUUUUAUUAAACAUGAAUGAAAUUAA